UAUUUGUCAGAAGCUAUGAGGUACUGAGUGUUAAUCGAAUUAAUGAUGUAAUAUAUCCGUAUACACUACAGUGUUUUAUCAUAAAUUCUAUAAUUUCAUUUUGAAAUAGUAUUGCUGAAUAAUAUUUCAUAUAACAGAGCAACAGGAAUAGAAGGUUAUACAAGUGAUAAAGAAAAAAAUGUUAGUGUCUGACAAAUGUAAAGAAAUGUCAGAAAUUAAGUGUUUUUGAUAAGAAAAAGGAUUCUAGACGACUGAUAGUUUUGUCUUACAGAAGGAUUUAUAAGAAUUUCAUGCAAUUUUAUAUACACGUUACGAAGCCAGAAUGCAGAUUUUUCAACAACUAAAUGAAUUUGUCAUAAUUUUGUUAAUGAUAUGGUUAGAUGUUACAACAUCUUUAAUAAAACCAGGGAGAAGGGUUUGUCCAAUUUCACGUGCUUCAUCUCAAGUAGUUCCAUCACCACAAACUUACAUUAGACCAUUCAUUGUACCAUGCAAUGGGGAGAAGUGUGGUAACUCAAGUCGAGUUGUUUACAAAGUAGCUGUACGAACCGUGUUCUAUCGUCAAGUUGUCCAUGAUGCUGUGAGAAAAUGCUGUCCAGGCUGGACCAAUUUUGAACCAAAUGAUGAACAAUGCAUGAAGCCUGUGUGUAAAAGUGAAUGCUUAAAUGGAGGCUCGUGUAGAGGACCAGAUUACUGCGCAUGUCCACACAACUUUACAGGCCCUUUGUGUGAACUAGACGUGAAUGAAUGUGAUACUGGGAACCACAAUUGUCAACAAUUAUGUAACAACACUGUUGGUGGUUACUCUUGUAGUUGUUACGAUGGAUUUAGACCUAUAAACGAUAGAGAAUGCGAAUUUUGUCCGUUAUGCUUGAGAGAGUUUGAGAGCGUAAUGAAUAAAGUUGAUGAACUACAAACAAGACUGAAGACCGUAGAAAGUUCAAAGGAAGAAUUUAAGGACAAUGUUAAGGACUUAGAAAGAAAUUACCUCGAAGCAAUGGAAAUGGUCGGAGAACUUCGAGCAGCUCAGUUCAAAGCUCCGAGUUCGACAACUGAAGCGCUACCCAAAGACGACAGUCGAAUCAACCCAAGAAAUAAUUUUGAACUUAUUACAUCUUUGAGUGAUCAGCUUGGUGCCAUAGAGGAACAAAUAGGUUUUAUGAUGGGUCAGAUGGAUUCUGAUGAUAAUGACCAAGGACGAAGGCGAGGACGUGGAUAAGUGUCCUAUUUUAUAUGCACAAUCACUAUGGGAACAAGAUCAACAAAAGUAUGAAAAGAUUACAUUGACAAAGAUGAAUUUGUGUUAAUACUGUGUUUUACUUCAUAUUUCAUUUAUUGUUUAAAUGUUUAUGUUAUGACUGAUUUCGUAUGCUUUAAUGAAAAUUUGCAAAUUUUUAUACAUUUAUUUACUUGUACUUGUGUUUUCUAUAGAAUGUUUGGAUUGCGCAAUAGUUUUGAUUUAGGGCACAUCAUUUAGCUUUCAUGCACCACCAAACAGUACAUAUUUUAUACGUUUAGCUUAUCAGAACCUUUCUGUUUUGAGUGAUCAUCUGCAAGAGAAUUAUGUUAAGCGACAGCUAGGGAUAUAUUAUCGCAUAUUUAGGGUGAAAUGUCCAGUGGUUAUAAAUAAUUGAAUAGAUACUGAAAAUCUUUGGUAACAUUUGGAAUAAUAAAGCUAGCAGAUAAUAGAGUAUAUGAUAAAAUUAUUUCAGUUUCUUUAUGAAAUCUUAGUUUUUUUGAUGCACGGACCAAAAUUUGUAAAUUGCACGAACUUACAUCUUUAUUAAAAGGAUUUUAACUGACUCAUAAGUAAUUAAGUUAAUGAAUAUAUCAUAUAAUUGUAUCAAAAACUAAAAAUAAAAAUAUUUUUCUUUCCUUUUUGAGUUUUGGAUACCCUUGGCCGUAUCAAAGAUGUCAUCUCGUGAAUUUUAUUUGACAAUAGAGAUGUUGGGCAUCUAAAACGUUUUGAUUUAUUUGCAUUUAGUAUCAGAUUGAUAGACGGAUUUUUAACUCCCAGAGGAUAAAGUCGCUCAGCCAUAUGCAUAACGAGAACAUUAGGGUGUAUGACAUUUGAGCCAAUUCUGAAAAUACCAUGUUUUCAUUUGCGUCAAAAUAAAGUUUUUAUUUGCGCCAA
Molecule: messenger RNA, 2134 nt
Organism: Mytilus californianus (California mussel)
Lineage: Eukaryota; Metazoa; Mollusca; Bivalvia; Mytilida; Mytilidae
Product: epidermal growth factor-like protein 7
Exons: 8
Coding region: 323-1219 (298 amino acids)
Biological process (GO): anatomical structure development
Cellular component (GO): extracellular region; cell surface
Molecular function (GO): calcium ion binding; signaling receptor binding
Source: RefSeq, a predicted model, not a curated record